Messenger RNA from Ictalurus furcatus (blue catfish), 6449 nucleotides. It is a transcript of the gene mtus2b, whose product is annotated as microtubule associated tumor suppressor candidate 2b. The transcript has 14 exons. Bases 78 to 3224 code for a protein of 1048 amino acids. NCBI's taxonomy places the organism in Eukaryota, Metazoa, Chordata, Actinopteri, Siluriformes, Ictaluridae. Gene Ontology annotation, cellular component: nucleus; cytoplasm. The record is from RefSeq and is a predicted model, not a curated record. Gene Ontology annotation, molecular function: microtubule binding.
AGGUUGAUGUUCAAAAAGACACAAAACUGGACACGCAGAAGCAAGAAACAGCUUCCUACAAGUCCAUCAGCAAGGAGAUGGAGACAUGCACUUCCAAGGCUGAGUUUAGCUCUGAAAAUGAUGUAUUUGUAUCUUGUUACUCCACAAUGUCCAGUCUUACCUCACAGUCCUGUCUGACCAUCUCAGAUAAGAGCAGAAGUUCUCCACACACUGAAGGAACUCAUGUAGAUCUCAAUCUGAACAAUACUGUUUUACCUGAGGAACCUUUUUUAGAAGCACAAGAAAACCAAGCAGCUCAAAACCAACCUGUAAAAACAUGCAAAGAAUCCUCAGGCCAGUUGAAAAAUGACAUAACUGAAUGUAAACCAACCAUUGCAGGUGCUAAAAAUGAGCACAACAAAACAGAAAAUGCCAGUGAGAACAAUGCAGAUGCUGCUGAGAAGCACCCGACUUCAAUUAAGGAAGAAUGUAAACAUAAUGAUCCAAAAGCAGUUUCAUUUCAGCAGAAAUCUUGCCAACCAUUUGGGUCAGAUGACACACAUUCUUUUUCAGUGGCCAACAAGAUUCCUCAUGAUACUAGUCAUGAAAUAAAAUCUAAACAAUCCCAAAAAGAGGAAACUUUAGAAAUGGCUCAAAGAUCCUUUAAGCCAGACUCAUCAGAAACACCCAGUCACAGUGUGGUAGCAGAACCCAGACUGUACCAGAAACAGGCAUCUUUUGAAAGAACUCAGAGCACUAGCCCAUCCAGCCUGCAAAAACGAAUGCCAUGGGGAACUUCAUCACACCCCUCUACUUCUCCAUCUUCCAAGACCACCAGCUCCCCAAAACGACAACCACUUUCUUCACCAGCCAAGGGUGUCAGCACACGAAGUCCAAACCAGGAACCUUCUGGUUCUCCACAGAGGCUUGCUAGUGGUUUGAAGCUUCCAAGUAAAAGCUAUUUCAGUAGUGGCAUCCCAAAACCAAUUCCUCCUCAACAGCCAUCUAAAUCAGGAUCUGAUUUUAUGAAGUCCUCUCCUCCUCAAAGACCUAAAAAUGUCCGCCCAAAAAUCAUUACUUAUGUCCGUAAGAGUCCUCAGCCAAAGUCACAUUCUACAGAGAGUCCAUAUGAAGCCUCUACUCUGCCUUCAAGGCUUUCACCGUACUCUAGUAUGCCAGCCACAAAGGAGCAAAAAGUUGCAGGAUCUAGAGGCUCACCAGUGAUGUGCUCCUCCAAUAUCCUACAGGACAAGUAUCGACAGGAGUUGCAGAAAUCAGGAUACUACUCACCACCUGGCCUGAUGGUGUCUGGCAUCAGACUACCAGGGCAUACUGUACCUCAUAAAAUGGUAGGGAAGUCAGAAAGUUUCCAUGGUGAACUCCCAGGCAAAUAUCUGCAUGAGGUGGGCAGAGGUGUCCAUCUUGGUGCACAUGAAAUAGCUGGUGCUACUCGAUCACCAAGGGGUCUAAGGCCUCAGCUUGGCCUUGGAGCAGUCACAAGACAGCCUACAACCAAAGCCAGAAUGCUGAUGACAGGCCAUAGGUCAACUUCACCUCUCAGCCACUCAGCUCCAAUGGGGCAGUCUACGCACUGCUACCAAGAUUCCACAGAGGAGAAGAAGAAGCCUAUAUUAGAGGUUGCUCCCAAGUCCCUCCUCCCCAAAUCAGGUCAGUCUGGCCUGCGCCCACCGGGCUUCUCCCACCUACCCACUGCUCGCCUUGCUGCUUUCGGCUUCGUUCGCAGUGCCAGUGUGUCCUCCGUGUCCAGCAACCAGUCCAACGAUAGCACUCAUAGCAGCCCAUGCCGCCCCCCUCACUGUCAAAGCAGUGAAAAUGAGGAGACCUUUGUGCCUCGUACUCCUUUCUCCCCCAGUCAUGGUGGCAGCGGUAGACGAGCUAGCUGUGGAAGUGCCCAUAACACAAGCCACCGCUCUAUGGCGCCUCUGCUGCAGGGUUCGCCUGUUGCUUCUAGAAAGGAAUUUCAAAGAGAUGGAGAUGUUGCUCAUCCUGCUCUGUCCUCCCCAAAGAGAUUUGCAGUGGUCUCGCCCAAACCUCAUUCCCCUGUGCGUCAGAAGUCAUGUGUGGCGCGUCUCGGAGGUCGGACGGAGGGACUGGAUGAACGCCUCCUAGCGGUACUGGGGCUGAAAGAGCGCUGUGAGGAACAAGCCAAGCAGAUCAGCGCCCUGCAGGCCCAACUUGGAAAAACCUCACUCUGCAUGGACAUCUUGGCAAUUACCACUCAGCACUUCUGCCAUAAGAACGAGAUUGCCUUGGUGAAGGAGAGGGAACUGUCCCUGGAGCUUUCCAGGAUCAGGGAUGAAGUGGUGGUCAGCGUGGGCCGGUGGGAGUGUUUGCAGGGUGAGAAGGCUGAGUUGGAGCGCAAUUUUGAGCAGCAGCUGAGGAAACUGAAGGUGGAGCAGGAGAAGGAACUGCAGGAUCUGCAGGAGAGUCUGAGAGAAGAGCAGCAGAAGGAAACUGAGCUUCUGCAGCAACAGCAGAGCAGCCAGCUAGAGCAGUUCAGCUCCUUGCACCAACAGCAGGUGGAGGAGAUGACCGAGAACCAUGAGGCGACCAUGCUGGAGAUGGAGGCUGCUCAUAACGCCACACUGGCCACUCUACAGGAGGAGCACGCUAGGACAGUCAAAAAUCUCAGGAUGGCACACGAACAGCAGAAGAAAUCUCUGGAAGAAGAAUUUGAAAAACUCAGAUUGUCUCUGCAGGAUCAGGUGGACACACUGACGUUUCAGAACCGCAGCUUGAGCGACCGAGCCAAGCGCUUUGAGGAGGCGCUGCGCAGAAGUACAGAUGAACAGAUUGUGGAAGCUUUGGCCCCUUAUCAGCACAUAGAAGAGGAUCUAAAAAGUCUCAAAGAGGUUUUGGAGAUGAAGAAUCAACAGAUCCACCAACAAGAAGUCAAGAUAUCUGAGUUGGAGAAACUGGCCCAGAAAAAUGCCUUGUUGGAGGAGCGUGUUCAGGUGCUACAGCAGCAGAAUGAGGACCUUAAGGCGAGAAUAGAUCUCAACCUUGCCAUGUCCAGGCAACUGUCAGAAGAGAAUGCUAACUUGCAGGAGUACGUGGAGAAGGAGAGUAAUGAGAAAAAGCGCCUGAGUCGCACAAAUGAAGAGCUGCUCUGGCGUCUGCAGACGGGCGAAUUGAGCCCACACAUGUCACCAAAUCAGUCGCCACUCCAUCGACCUUCUCCAGGCCCUGGCUCACCAUCCCACCUUCCACCCUUUCCUAGAUGAACCCCACUAUCCUUCUUUCACUUUCUUCCUCUCUCUGUCUUUUCAUCGAUUUCAUUUCAACUGUACCCUCUUUUAUCAAGCGUAAGUUCAAGCAGACACUUAAGGUGCUUUCUGUAGUGUUAUAGACUGUAUCAGUUGAGUUGUAUGUGCUGUAAAUGGGUGCUGAUAACUAGGUUAUCUCAGGAGGCUCAGGAGGAGUGUGUCUGAAUUCAAACCCCUAAACCCUCUGUAAAUCUGUGUCUUACACAUUUUAAUUCUGGAUGAACAAAUGGGGCUCUGUGUAAUACAGUUUGAGUAUAACAGAACUUGGACAGAUAACCCAUUCGUUUAUUCGUUUUAACAAAUUUUAAUGACCAUCAUAUAUAAACAUGAACACAGCCAGUUUUGAGCUGCAGAUUUUUCUACCCUACUUGUAUCAUGCAUAAUGAAGUACUAAUUACCACUGGCAUGUUUUGCAAAUUGGCAGUUUUAAUUAGGUUCUGUGGUGCCUGUAUGUCAAGCUUUGCUUUGACUAGCAUUUGCAGCUUAUAUAGGAUAAACAGUAAAAAUGAAAGCAUAAACAAGAUACAAGAUUCAUAUACUUAAUCAUUCAUUCAUUCAUCUCCUGUAAGUGCUUUAUCCUGGUCAGGGUCACCCCUGACACUCCCCACCCCUCCCUUACUCUCACCGGUUAUAUUAUUUUAUUUCUAAGAAUGAAAAGAAUCAAUAUAUCUUGGAUGAGGGGAGUUUAAUAAAUAAAAUAAAUACAUAUUAACAGAUACAUAUUAAAAUAUGCCUGCAAAAUAUGAAAACUGGAAAACGGAGCAAGAUCUAUAAUAUAUUGUUAAUUAUAUAGCAGUUUCUAUUCUUUUCACACCACAAGGGGGCCCCCUCGAACUGACUGAUGCAUAAACCUUUUCACCAAAUAGCGUGGUGCAGGAAUGAGUCCUAAAACCCGGAAAUGAGUUAGCAUUUUUGCAUUUCCGGUUUCAUCCUCCCGAAGUCAAUGGGUUUUUUGAAUGGGUUUUUGGUUAAAUGCCUGAAAUAAGGUCUGUGGUUAACACAAACUCAAGAUAUUUUCAUGUUUUAUUCUACGACAUAAAAUACAUCAGUACUACCCACUUGUGAUUUUUAAAAGCUUUUACGUGAUUUGAAAAGGACGGUUGCUAGCAAGUGACUAAAUGGGACUACAGAGGUUGUCGGGGACAUUAGACGUCAUCACGCCGAACAGGAAAUCUCAUCUACUGCAGCCUUGUGUUUAUACUCGCGCUCUUGCAAAUCAUUCCAACGUGUAGAUUUAUCAAUUUAUAGUAUUUUCCAAUUAUGGUGUUUUUUGUUUGUUUGUUGUUUUUUUUAUUAGACUGAAAGAGUUGUCAGAAGCUUAGCGGUGGUGACGUUGAAGUCAUGCGACCGUGGUGUAGUUCGUUUAUAGCCUAACUUUAUUUAUUUUAUUUUAUUUUAUUUAUUUUUACUUCUGGCGAUUGUAUUUAGGCUUGAUGAAAAAGAAAACGUGUAAAGAUCAUAAGCUUUUGUUGGCCACAGAGCUUAUUUUCGGUAAUAAUUUAAAAGCCAGUGAAAUAAUCCUGUUGGAUUUUUUCUCGAGGAAACCAAGGUGAUGCUAACUUCCGGGUUGGCCUACAAAAAUACCUCAUCCCUGCAGAACUCUAUGAUAGAAAGGUGUGCUUUUUUGCAUAUAUGUUUUAAAAUUCAUGAAUCCCACUGGUGGUCUGGGGGUCCUAAGCAGCCGCCUAUACCACUUUUUUUUUUUUUUUUUUUUUUUUUUUUUUUUUUUUUAAACAAACAUCCCAGGAAACUCCACAAAGAUAGUAACCGUACUUUCAAUUCUAGUAAAUUAUUAUUCAUUCAGUUUCUUUAAAGAAUUACACACUAAUGCACACAGAACACAUACUUAAUAUGGAUAUUUCUUCCCCUUCAAAUAUAUUGUAUAGUCCUUAUUGUUUGGCAAUGAGAAAAAUAAUGACCAUCACUGUUCUUAUACAACCAAAGUAGUUCCUCAUUCAUUCUCUGUUUCCAUAACAUUUUAUGGUUUUCAUGAGCUCAUUGUUCAAAAAAAUAUUAAACACAGAUUGACAUUGGAUAUUGAGUGAGAAAAGUAAAAUAUGUUCAAAGUGUUUACAUUUGAAUAAUUUACAUUAUGCUAAUAUACUUCACUAUCAGGCUGUUCUCAAGACUACUAUCUUCUCAGUGCAAAAAAAAAAUGUUCAUGCCUUCAUCUUCUGGUCAGCAAAGUUUACAGAACUCCAUGUCAGCCUCCAUUCAGGCAAACUGCCACUGCUGUUCCUCUUAUGGACUGAUUGUAUGCUGAACAAACCUCCUGCUAAACAAGUCUUCCGUUUGAACACAGAUGUUGUAUUUAUAUACCAUUUACCUGCUAAGGCAACACUGAAGACAUUUCAUCAUGUGCAGGAGACAGACCUGGCUACAUUGGAAUGUUGCUAAGCUAACAUAAAAGUAUAUCAAGAUAAUACCAUAAUGCUAGUACCUCAAUGUUAGCACUUGAGCUACAAUACGUUAUGCUGAAACUGCUAGCAGGUUAAUAUUUUCAGUGAUGUACUACUGUCUGUAACAUUAAGUUUAAAAUGAGUACCAAAAGAAAUCUGGAGGCACGGUAAGUACUUUAGCAUUGUAAUAGUUCAAUUAUUGAAAUGAUGUUGUGUUAGUUGGGCUUCUGGUUAACCAUGGAGACUUUCAGGAUGUACAAACUCAAAGCCAUAAUGCUUUUCCGAAAAGAAAAAUUCCAAUCUUCAUUUUGGCUUUUUACUAUUCGAGAAUCAUAUUCACAUUUACGACAUUUUCUUCUGUUUUUCCUGCUACACAAACACAUACAAACCAGCUCAUAAAUGGCUUAACAACUAGCCAUUAAAUAAGAUUAUUAAGAAUAAAUCCUGGGAACUGAGACUGGGAGCCAAAGGGUUAUUAGUUACAGCAACCUAUGUUCCAUUGCCUGUACGUCCAUUCCAGUGAAACUAAUGAUAAAUUAUUAAUUGAAAAUUGGCCGCCACUAUAGACAUAUCAAAUACCUGAACCUAUAUGAGUGAUGUACUGAUACAAAAGCAAAUGUGGGAAUGAGAAGGUAAAAUAUUUGACUCCUUUAUGUUUUAAGAUAAUUUAUUAUAAUCAUGAAUUGUGUUAUUUAUUUGCAAAUGUCAGUAUACAGUAAGUGUACUUAAUUUUUCUAUAAUUGCUGUAGAUUUUUACAGUACAAAAUCGUAUUUAGCUCAACCA